Ipomoea nil (Japanese morning glory) is the source of this 2150-nucleotide messenger RNA. Its product is annotated as pentatricopeptide repeat-containing protein At3g60050-like. The record is from RefSeq and is a predicted model, not a curated record. The transcript has a single exon. The coding region runs from base 405 to 1901 and encodes 498 amino acids. Gene Ontology annotation, molecular function: protein binding. Lineage: Eukaryota; Viridiplantae; Streptophyta; Magnoliopsida; Solanales; Convolvulaceae.
UUGGUUGGAAAUUUGGACUUAGAGAGUUGGAGGUAAAGUAGAAUUUUUCUUUUCUGCUCUAUGGCGAUAUGUAUGUCCCAGCCUCGCCAUCUUCAAUCUUUAAGCAGAACUGAGGAACCUGAAUCUCAUGACUCGAUAAUGACGACAAAUUGACCCGCAAUACAAAGCCCGAUUUCACCAGGUAAUCCGUUGCUCUUUAUUAAAACCAAAAACCCCUAAAACCCUAGUCAUUUCACUUUGGAUCUCAUCGAAUCCGAAUACCCAGAAAGAUAGAGUAUUUUUUCAAUGCAUACAUUACAUUGUUCGAAUCCUUACUUGUUCUUUCGGGGUUUCCGUUUGAUGAGUAUUUCUAUGCCGGAAACCGCGAGUCUUGGAUAUAAUUGGAGAGUACUGAGAUAGAGGGUAUGCCCCAUUUUCCCAAACUAUCAAUUCAUGUACUCUGCACCUCUUUUGGUCAAAGGGUUCUCCACGGCUUUUGUUGUUUUAGCAGUUUUUCAAUUGGUGAUAGUUUAGUUAAUGGGCUUGGAAGCAUAGAGUACCAUUUGAAUGAAAGUUGGAAAAGUCCGAAUUUUGAUCACAGUUUUGAGGAGAAGCUAAAUUCAGAUGUGUCACCUGGUUCCAUGGGUGUUAAUGGAUUUUCUGAAGGCCAUUCCCAUCAAAACUUUUCCACAAGGAAAAAUUUUGUUGGCAAUUUUAGAACUGAGGCUCAGAUGAUUCUUGGAAUUCUUCAUAGAGGUGAUCCCCAGUUUGAUGCAAAAGCAGCUUUAGAUGAUUUGCAUGUUAGGCUUACUGGCCUUCUAGUGAGGGAAGUUCUCUUAGGGAUAUUGAAAACGGCAAAUUAUGCAGAUAAGAAAAGUUGUGCCCAGAUGGGGUACAUGUUCUUUGAAUGGUCUGGUAAGCAGGAAAACUAUAUGCACACUGCAAAUUCAUACCAUUUAAUGAUGAGAAUUUUUUCUGAGGCAGGGGAAUUCAAGGCCGUGUGGGCACUAGUAGAUGAGAUGAUCGAGAAAGGUUACCCAACAACUGCUCGUACCUUCAACAUAUUGAUAUGUACUUGUGGUGAUGCGGGAUUAGCUAGAAAAGUAGUGCAAAGGUUUAUUAAGACAAAGACGUUUAACUAUAGGCCAUUCAAGCAUUCAUUUAAUGCAAUUCUACAUACUCUUUUGGCUGUAAAUAAUUACAAGUUGAUUGAAUGGGUAUAUCAGCAGAUGUUGGUUGAAGGUUAUUCCCCAGACGUUUUAACUUAUAAUGUACUCCUGUGUACGAAGUACAGGCUGGGAAAACUAUAUCAGUUUCACAGAUUACUUGAUGAAAUGGGAAGAAACGGGUUUUCACCUGAUUUUCAUACAUUCAAUCUCCUUCUUCACAUUCUUGGGAAAGGGGACAAACCACUAGCAGCUCUUAAUCUUUUGAACCACAUGAAGGAAGUCGGAUGUGAUCCUAGCGCUCUCCACUUUACAACUCUGAUUGAUGGGCUCAGUCGAGCUGGCAACUUGGAUGCAUGCAAAUACUUUUUCGACGAGAUGAUAAAGCAAGGCUGCUUUCCCGAUGUUGUCUGUUACACCGUGAUGAUAACGGGUUAUGUUGUGGCUGGGAAUUUCGAUAAAGCUGAAGAGCUUUUUGCCGAGAUGAUAAGCAAGGGGCAGCUACCAAAUGCGUUUACCUACAACUCCAUGAUUCGCGGGCUUUGCAUGACAGGGAAAUUCAAGGAUGCUUGCCUUAUGUUGAAAGAAAUGGAGUCGAGGGGAUGUAAUCCGAAUUUUCAUGUGUAUAGUACUCUAGUGAGUUGCUUGCGGAAUGCUGGAAAGCUUUCAGAAGCCCAUCAAGUAAUAAGACAGAUGGUGGAUAAGGGGCGCUAUAUCCAUCUUGUAUCAAAGAUAAAAAGAUGUAGAAGACGAUGAUAAAUUUUUCUCUUUAGCGUUAGGUGAUUCAGUUGUAACAUUUAGUUGAAGAAUUGCAGAUCAAUCCGGCAUAUUUGAUACAUUCACCAGCUGCUAUAGGGCAGUGUAUGCUCAAUGACACACAAUUUUGAUCAUGCUCUCUAAUAAUUUCUAUAAUUUGUGAAUUUUUCGUCGAUGUGGCAAACCUGAUAGAUGUGCUAGACAAAUAUAAAGAAAUGCAAUGCUUCAUCUGAGCAGAUACAUAUUAAA